AUGGAGCCACUGGGCGACGACGACCUGCUCGGCGAGAUCCUCGUCCGCCUGCCCCCGCAGCCCUCCUCCCUGCCCCGCGCCUCCGCCGUCUGCAAGCGCUGGCGCCUCCUCGUCUCCGACCAAGGAUUCUCCCGCCGCUUCCGCAUCCACCACCGCCGCGGCCCUCCCCUCCUCGGUUUCUUCCGCAGAAAUGACGCCCUGCCCUUCGUACCCACUCUCGACGCCCCGGAUUGUGUCUCCCCCGGUCGUUUCUCCUUGCAGCGCGGCGACGGCGACCAGUUCAUGUCCCUCGGAUGCCGCCAUGGCCUGGUGCUCGUCUUCAACAAACCUAAGAACCAGAUCCUGGUGUGGGACCCCGUCACCGGCGAACAGCACCGCCUUGUCGUGCCCCCGGGGGUUGCGGCACAUGCAGAGAAGACAACGAUCAACGGGGCGGUGCUUCGUGCUCGUGCCGCCGGAGACGAUGCCCAGCACUUCCAGGUGGUGUUGACAGUGGCAGACAACGACGACGAGCAACACAGGCGGGCGCUUGCCUGCGUUUACUCGUCAGAGACUGGCACAUGGGGUGAUCUUGUCUCAACACAGCUUCCGUCUGAUGUUCUAAUGAGUGAUGCUCCCACCUUGGUUUCUACUGACAAGCCUGCUGUGCUGGUUGGGGAUUCCCUUUACUGGAAGCUUGCUGGGAAUAUGGAUGGAAUUCUCGAGUUCGAUUUGGAGAAGCAAAGCCUAGCUGUGAUACGGGUGCCGGUGCAUAUCCUUGAAGAGGGCCAGUACAUGUUCUUGAUUAUGCGGGCAGAGGGUGGUGGCCUUGGUUUACUCAUCCAGACAGACUGCAGCAUCCAGUUGUGGAAGAUGAAGACUGAUUGUGAUGGUGUCGCUUCAUGGGGGCUUGGAAGAACCAUUGAACUGGACAAGCUAAUUUCUCUGAAUUCUGAUGAGACUGACAUGUUGAUACCAGGGCUCGAGGAGGAAAAUAAUGUGGUAUUCGUGUGGACAGAUCACGUCGUCUUUACGGUCCAUCUUGAGUCAAUGAAGUUCAAGAAGCUUUCUGGAACCUACCCCCUUUCUCAUUAUCAUCCAUUCAGAAGUGUCUACGCUGCAGCUAUAUGUAUCAAUGCUUUGCCGGCAGGGACACGGAGUAAUUGCGCUCGAGCUCAUAUGCUCGCGAUAUCAGUUAUCAGGUUGCGGAUUGGUGCUGCUGGCCCCAACAGGCACCUUGCACUACCCGUGUAAGCACGUUCGAGAAGGCAGUGGGGGUGUCCACGGAAAAGCCGACGACAGAUAAUGUAAUCAUUCAAGUGCUGGGUACUGGUACCUUUGACUCGCUUGGAGAAGCAUAUGAUUUGUACAACUUGUAUUCUUGGGAGGAAAGGAUUUGGUAUAAGAUAUGGGAAAAGCUAGUUAAAUGUGGAGAGGGUGAAGUGCAUGCAGGAAAUUGUCUGCCGAUGUUCGGGGGAAAGCUGGUGUGGAGAACACAAGGUCCCUUCGGUGUGAAUGCCCAGCGUUGAUAAGGCUAUUAGCCUGUUACGGACUAACCACUCACUUUCGCUAAAUUUCGGUGAGACUAUCCACUGGCCGUCCCAAAAGCACAUUGAUGUGUACAACAGGGACCUGAUAAAACAGUUGUGGUAGAAUAAUGUCAACCUUGCUAAGGUGUAUAGCAUAGUAGGUAGUAUUUUUGGAUCGAUGAAAAAUGUGUCAUUUGUGAAGAGGUCUUUGCGUAAUCUGUGCGGAUGUAAGGAAAGCAAUGGAGGUCUUUGCAGAAACUACAACUACAUCAUGAAUGAGCCCUGUGAAGUGGAGGACAGAUGGGUCAUGCUUGACCACUAUUACAGGGAAUACAAUGGUCUGUACCUUGAACGACGACUGGAAGAGGUGAAUUUUGAGUUGGGAAACGAUAAGCAUAGUAUGUACUCCUGUAUUGCAAAAAAACAAUUGUAGCACAAGUGAUUGCAAAACGAGUUGGCUUAUCUGAGAAGCAGAUUGCUUACAAAGUGACCUCGACGAAAGGUAACAAGGGUGAGCUACCAAGCUUCAUGAUCGAGGAAGUGUUGUUCUGAACUCUGAAGGUGGUGAUCAGUUGUGUUGAUUGACUAUGAGUACUGUAACGAAGACAAUGAGGUAGUAAUUAGGUCUUCCGCAUUUUGGUGGAGUUGUUACUUAGCUCGGGAGUGCUCCCAAUACCCACUUGGUUAAGUGCAAAAAAGUGUCGAGGACUAGUGGCAUGUAUUUUGUGUUCAUACCUUGUUGUCAACCGAGGUACGGACUAGUAGGCAAUCAAAUUGGGAGAAUGUUAGCUUCCAUCCCAGCUGUUGUGGCAAGGAAGUGCAUGAAAUCCCAGUUCUAUUUUGCCCAGCGUGUAAGCAGUCACUUCUAAUUUACAUUUGUGGCUUAUGUGUGAAAACAAA
This is a messenger RNA of Triticum aestivum (bread wheat), 2408 nucleotides long. RefSeq names its product F-box protein At5g03970. The record is from RefSeq and is a predicted model, not a curated record. Bases 1 to 1233 code for a protein of 410 amino acids. The transcript has 5 exons. NCBI's taxonomy places the organism in Eukaryota, Viridiplantae, Streptophyta, Magnoliopsida, Poales, Poaceae. Gene Ontology annotation, molecular function: protein binding.